AUGCUGACCCUCCCUUUGGAUUUGAUUCUUUAUAUCUCAGAUAUUGGAAAUUUGAGUAUCAAAGAUAUUUUUCACCUCAGUCAAGCCAACAAGCUAUUUAGAGAGAAAUUGCUGCACCCAUACUUUUGGCAUAUGGUGUACAAUCAAAAAAUUGGCAAAAUCUAUGAACUAUACGGUAUAUCAGAGCCUAUCCCUGAAAGCAAUUAUUAUCGACUCUGUAAGGAGCACCUUCGCAGAUUCAAUGAAAUUGAACGAGAGUUGAAUGAUUUUAAUGAAUCCAAAAAUUAUAAAAUUCGAGAUUACAUUACCAAGUAUUCAUUAGAUUUGGUUUUUCUACCAACUCUAUUAUAUUUCCUACGUCAAGAAGAUUUUCAAAUCAAGUUAAAUAUCAGAAAUAAAUCCAAUACUGUUGAAUUUUCAAAAGGCGUAUUUCUAGCCAAUUUGGUUGCUGGUCAAAGUUUCAAUAUUGGUAUAAAAAUGCUUACUAAGUUCUCUGAAGAGCCAUUGAAUUCCAGGUCCUACGAAUCAUUUUGGUUUGCCUUCAGCUUGUUACAGAAAAAGAGUUUUAAAUUAAUUAAAGCUCGAAAUUUGUUUCUUGAAGGAGCAGCAGAGACACUCAGAAAACUUACCACCGAGUACUAUCCGUUACCACUUGUUGACAAUAAGUAUACUUUCAAAACAGUUGAUGAAUAUUCUAAUAAGGUUGCACUUUAUACCCAGCUACUUUACCAAUCUUAUUGUGACAUUCGUUGUGAGGAAAGCAACUAUAUGGAAUCCACCAACUUGUUAUCGAUGUACAGUGGUCGUCACAAAGGUGACCAACUUCUUGUAGCAUCAUCAUUGAUAAAAGUGGUUGAUGAGGAAUUGGAAGCUCUAGAUAUCAGAAUUACCAGUGGUGAAGAUAAACCCAAACUUUUGUUAGCUCCUAUGGGAACAGCAUUAAUUGGUGACUACUGUGUCCCAUUUUUAGCUGGACAUCCAAGAGUGUUAAAGAAGGAAAAGUUUUUAAACGUGUGCAGAUCCAUUUCGGAACCAUUGGCAAAUAGAGCUUUGUUGCCGAUAACUAAGGAUGAAAUACAGGCUAUGAUUUGUUAUUACGGAACUGCACUCAAAUUUUUAGAUGGGCUAGAUGUGUUAUCACCUCCAUGUCAUCCAAGUACCUAUGGCGACGAUACUUUUACUUUUUUUGGCCAGUUCAUAUUGCCAUGUUUAUUCAGAAAGGAAGUGAGCAAUUUCAAUAUGCAAAUAUUACUACAAAAUGUCAGAGACUUUCUUGUAAAUGCCAAUCAUAUAUACUAUCCCAUUUUUAGUAGAUUGCCAAUUUUGAGUGGUUACUCGUUGCUCAUUGAAGAUGCACCUCAAUACUUACCAUGUAACUACCUGCCAAGCUUAUUACAAGGUAAAAUAGUCAUUACCAAUAGAUCAGAUGCUCCUGCAAUAGUUGUUGGGACCUGCAACGAUAGUCUGUUCUAUCAAGUCUUGAAUGCAUAUGGAGAGCUAGAGCGACUCCGUGACACUUCAUUUACAGUAGUGGACCGUGUUAAGGCAGAAGAAGUUGAAACGUUUGUUGAAUUGGUUGGCUUAGCAAAUUUGAUAUACGUGCGGAUCAAGGGAGUAAGUUUGAGAGAAGGUGAAGAACCUAGAUUUAUAAUAGAGUAA
Messenger RNA from Candida albicans SC5314, 1659 nucleotides. RefSeq lists its product as uncharacterized. Lineage: Eukaryota; Fungi; Ascomycota; Pichiomycetes; Serinales; Debaryomycetaceae. Gene Ontology annotation, molecular function: protein binding. Bases 1 to 1659 code for a protein of 552 amino acids. The record is from RefSeq and is a predicted model, not a curated record. The transcript has a single exon.